This is a messenger RNA of Theobroma umbraticum, 3061 nucleotides long. RefSeq names its product sulfate transporter 3;4 (gene SULTR3;4). Gene Ontology annotation, cellular component: membrane. The record is from RefSeq and is a predicted model, not a curated record. Lineage: Eukaryota; Viridiplantae; Streptophyta; Magnoliopsida; Malvales; Malvaceae. Gene Ontology annotation, molecular function: secondary active sulfate transmembrane transporter activity. Gene Ontology annotation, biological process: sulfate transmembrane transport.
GCCCCAUUCAACCAAAUACAAACAACUGCCCAAUAACUACCAUCUGACAGAUACCCUGCCCGUUUCUCUCCUCUAUAAAUCCAAAGCCACGCAAAACUUUGUUCUUCACCAAAAGAAAAUAAGAGCUUGGUUUUCCUUCUACUCUGCUAAAACUAAAGAAAAAAAGAAAUGGGUGCAAACUCUAACAGGGUCGAAGAUUUCUCAAGGCAUAAUGGAAGUACUACAACAACAACAACAACUCUCAAGGUUUCAACAGAGAUACCAAUGCCGCCACCUGAGGCAAUGGAGAUACACAACGUUUGCCUGCCACCGCAGAAAACCACUUUCCAGAAGCUAAAACACAGGCUUUCAGAGAUUUUCUUCCCUGAUGAUCCUCUCUACAGAUUCAAGAAGCAAACAUGGUGUAAGAAACUGGUUUUGGGACUUCAGUUUUUGUUCCCAAUAUUCCAGUGGGGGCCUGAGUAUAAUCUCAGCCUGUUUAGGUCUGAUAUCAUUUCUGGUCUCACCAUUGCUAGCCUUGCAAUCCCACAGGGAAUCAGUUAUGCAAAGCUUGCAAAUUUGCCACCUAUUGUUGGACUAUAUUCAAGCUUUGUUCCUCCAUUGAUUUAUUCUGUCCUUGGAAGUUCUAGACAUCUUGCUGUUGGUCCGGUGUCCAUUGCAUCCUUAGUCAUGGGCACAAUGUUAAGUGAAAGUGUUUCCCCUGUUGAAGAGCCAAUUCUCCACCUAAAAUUGGCCUUCACUGCGACCUUCUUUGCUGGUUUAUUUCAGGCAUCUUUGGGUCUGCUAAGGUUAGGCUUCGUGAUUGAUUUUCUGUCCAAGGCAACUCUUAUUGGAUUCAUGGCUGGAGCAGCAGUCAUUGUGUCCUUGCAGCAGCUGAAAGGGUUGCUUGGAAUUGUUCAUUUUACUGGCAAGAUGCAGCUCAUUCCUGUUAUGACCUCUGUAUUUGACCAUAGAAAAGAGUGGUCCUGGCAAACUAUUGUAUUGGGAUCCAUCUUCCUGUUGUUUCUGUUGACAACAAGGCAUAUUAGCACGAGGAAACCAAAGCUUUUCUGGGUAUCAGCAGCCGCCCCGUUAACAUCAGUGAUUCUCUCAACUCUUCUAGUCUUCUGCAUUAAAUCAAAACCUCAUGGAAUCUCAAUUAUUGGCCAUUUGCAAAAGGGUUUGAAUCCACCUUCAUUGAACAUGCUAUACUUUAAUGGCCAAUAUCUUGCAUUAGCUAUCAAGACCGGCAUUAUCACUGGGAUCUUGUCGCUCACUGAAGGAAUUGCAGUGGGAAGGACAUUUGCUUCUCUAAGGAACUACCAAGUUGAUGGAAACAAAGAAAUGAUGGCUAUUGGUCUCAUGAACAUGGCUGGUUGUUGCACUUCAUGUUAUGUGACAACAGGAUCAUUUUCUCGAUCUGCAGUAAAUUAUAAUGCUGGAGCACAAACAGCAGUCUCUAACAUAGUAUUAGCUACAACUGUGCUUGUGACUCUGCUGUUUCUCAUGCCACUGUUUUACUACACCCCUAAUGUCAUCUUAGGAGCCAUCAUCAUAACAGCAGUGAUUGGGCUUAUUGAUUAUCAAGCCGCAUAUAAAUUGUGGAAAGUUGACAAACUCGACUUCCUGGCUUGUGUUUGUUCCUUCUUUGGGGUUCUUUUCAUUUCUGUUCCUUUGGGACUUGCCAUUGCAGUUGGAGUUUCUGUAUUCAAGAUUCUCUUGCAUGUCACCAGGCCAAACACUGUGGUCUUGGGGAAUAUUCCAAGAACAGAGAUAUACCAAAGCCUCAACCGAUACAGAGAAGCUUCAAGGGUCCGUUCGUUUCUCAUACUGGCCAUUGAAUCUCCAAUCUACUUUGCAAAUUCCACUUAUCUACAGGAGAGGAUAUUAAGAUGGGUUCGAGAGGAGGAAGAACGGAUUAAGGCCAACCGUGAAAGCACUUUGAAAUGUAUAAUCAUUGACAUGACUGCUGUCACAGCCAUAGAUACAAGCGGCAUCGACAUGGUACGUGAACUAAGAAAGAUGCUGGAGAAAAGAUCACUUCAGCUUGUGUUGGUAAAUCCUGUGGGAAGUGUGACGGAAAAGUUGCAUCACUCCAAAAUCUUGGAGUCGUUUGGAAUGAAUGCCUUCUAUCUCACAGUUGGGAAAGCCGUGGCAGAUAUCUCAGCUUCAUGGAAGCCUCAGCCAUGACUUUGUAGAGGACACAGCAGACAUUGGAGAGACUGCGAUUAACACGUUUAUACCGUUGGCAGUCUUGGAAGAUUUGUAGUUUUUACUUUUCAUUUUGCGAGGAACCCAAAUCAGUUAAUCAUUAUGCUUUGGUUUGGUGGAGAAACGAAAGUUAAGCUUCUUCAACUUAUGCAGUCUACCAAACCAAGUUGAAGCCCCCUCCUCUGGUGUUCCAAAUUUAUCUGCUCAUUUCAAAUGGAUGUAAGAAAUUAAAUCAAUUUUGAUGUUAAUAAAUCACCUUAUUUUGGGUUUUUACCAGCCCAAGUCACAAAGUUGUCAUCAUCUUCAACUGGCUAGACAUGAGAGAUUUGACAUGGAUCUCAAGUUUUGAGUUCUGGAAACUUACUAUUUGACAGUUAAGAAUCCAAGAGCUUCAAAGCAAAUCAUACGGAUGUUAAUCUGACAAGUUUCUUAAUCCUUCAUGUAGCCGCUAUGGGCAACAUUUUAUGAUAUUCACCAUAACAGCCACGCCAUUGAAACAACUCAAGCUGAAGAAACAAUUUGCUUUGUGCAUCUUGCGAGUGAAAUCGCUGUUCUAGGUUUUCCUGAAGCCUCUAACAACUAGUAACUGCAAACAAAAGUUUCCCCGCCACAGUUCAUUAAAGCAUUAGUCCACAUGACUGUGCAAUAAGAAAACUUUAUCCAAAGCUUAAAAGGCCAAUAACUACAACUUUAAUUCUUUUAAUUCACCUCAUCGUGCCAAUAUGCUGGGGAAAAUGGGUAGAGAGAAAGGUUGCCCUUACUCCUCUUGCACCCUUUCAUCACACUUUUCUCAAGUGUAAUCAGGAUGAGUUUCCCCAUUCCAGGACCAGGGCAUAAAUGUUCAAUAAUUCAACAGUCAAGCUGAUGUUGC